Nerophis lumbriciformis (worm pipefish) is the source of this 1245-nucleotide messenger RNA. The record is from RefSeq and is a predicted model, not a curated record. NCBI's taxonomy places the organism in Eukaryota, Metazoa, Chordata, Actinopteri, Syngnathiformes, Syngnathidae.
AUGUUCCGAUACUUCGCGUUUGCACUUCUCCUGGCAUUUGGAUGUGUACUUCACCAUUCACAUGGGACCGAAGUGACAGUCAAAGACAAAGAUGACAAGUUGUGUCUUUACGCCAAUCUCAUGGUCAACUUCUCUGUUUCGUACACGACGUCAGAGAACAAGAGCGAGCUUGCCGAGUUUGAACUUCCCGCCGAGGUUUCGUCGAACGGAAGUAAGUGCGACGCCACGAGUUCGACCUUGAAGCUCAGCUUCGGAGCGGGACACUCCUGGAGCGUGAACUUCAUCGUCAACGGGACCACCUACCAGGCGGAUGACGUCACGUUCUCCUACAACCUCAGCGACUCUACCGUCUUCCCUAACUCUGCAUUGAACGACACUCUUUCCGUGAAUGCAAGACCUCACAUCACUGACAUAAGCAUGGACACAUGCUACUCCUGCAAGAGCAAAGAGACCAUUCAGUCCGACAUGGUCAACCAGACCCUAUGGAACGUGCUAAUCCAGGCGUUCAUCAAAAAUGGAACGCAGAGUGAAAACUUGACCACAUGUGCCGCCGACUUGCCUGUAAUACCCACCCCCACUCCCACCCCAGUGGUUCCUGUGACAAACACCACAGCCAGCACUCUCGCUCCUACAACCCCCCCGACCCCCACCCUACCCACACCCACAAUCGGGAACUUCAGCAUCAAGCCGGACGAGAACAGCACAGCCUGUCUGUUGGCAAACUUUGCCCUGCGGAUUGGCGUCAAGCAAGGCGAGAAGUAUCAGGAAAUGAACCUGGACCCUAACGUGACCACAGUGUCUGGAUCGUGUGGAGUCAACAGUAGUGAGCUGGUGUUGGUGUCUAAUGCCAUGACCGUAGCGCUCACUUUUACCAAUAACACGAAUAAAUUCCACCUGCAGGCUAUGAAUGUUACGGCAAAGUUGAGUUCUGGUGUAGUCUUCUCCGCUGCAAACAGUAGCUUGAUUCUGUGGGAGGCAGCAUUGGGCAGCUCGUACAUGUGCAACAAAGAGCAGAAUUACUCCAUCACCAGCCAACUCAACAUCUUCACCUUCAACCUCCAAGUACAGCCUUUCGCCGUGAAGAAAGGCCUCUUCAGUACAGCCGAGGAUUGCCUGACGGACUCGGAGAGUUUCCUCGUUCCCGUAGCUGUCGGAGUUGCCCUGCUUGUUCUCGUUCUUAUCGUUCUGCUGGCCUAUUUCAUCGGGAGAAAGAGAAACUUGGCCAGCGGUUAUGAGUCUUUCUAG